This is a messenger RNA of Leptosia nina, 1668 nucleotides long. The record is from the annotation of a GenBank genome assembly. Lineage: Eukaryota; Metazoa; Arthropoda; Insecta; Lepidoptera; Pieridae.
AUGGAGAACGGAGAAGUGCUGGUCACGUGGAGACAGUUCGCCAAAGAAAACCCUGGCGUGAUGCAGUGGAUCCUUCAAUACUGCACAGACUAUAUGCGACUGAACACCGUUCGAAAUGUCACCUUGGACAACAACGUUCAUAAUUAUACACUUAAUGGGGAAACGCCUCUGUAUAUCCGAGUUCUCGGAUCCCGGACAACAGAGUGGCUGCCGCAGAACCUGACCCUGGUGCCGUGGACUUCCACCGAGCUAGCCGUCACCGACCUCGACGAAGGAGAAGUAAUCCCAAAUCCUCACGAGCUACAACUCGUCGAGGUACAGGAAGAAAGUUUUACGAUGAGCUGGCUCUGUGAGAACGCUCAGCGGUAUACCUUCCUCGUGUGCGUUAGGAGGAUGGACAGGAGCGAAGAAUGUCUUGAGAGUUUGGGUACCAAUACAACCGUACACAAUUUGGAUGCUGGUAGUGAGUACGAGGUGCGAGUGCAAGCAAGAGUCCCAGGAAGAGCCCUCGGAGGAGCUUUUACGGAACCCUAUCACGUGAUGACCGUCUCGAGAGGUGCGCAUAGAUUCAAGAACCUGACGUACGAGUACGUGAACGCAAGCGCAGUGCGUAUAUCCUGGAGCGGGGACGCAGACAACUAUACGGUGCGGUACAGCUCGCUGCUCAAACUGCCCGUCGAGAGAUGGGCAGCCCUCACUAGUCGAGGGAAUACUGUGCUGAUCAACGGUAUUGAACCAACAAACCACACGUUCGUGAUGGUGUCGGGGUAUUCCCCGGUCGCGCACAGCCCCAUUCUCAAUGUUCCGCCACAGCUGACGUAUCUUCAAUCGAAGGACAUAAAGUACGCGUACACAAGCAACGGGGUGCGCGUGUCGUGGAGGGGCGAGGGGCUGCGCGUGAUUCUCUUCACGCAGAACAUCACGCAACCGCUCGACACUUGGCGGGCUGUUAACGUUACGGAUUCUAACGUUGAGUUGGAUGAACUAGAUCCUCAACUUCCUAUCUUCGUGAUAGUGUCUGCAGCUGGUGUCGGUGCCCGCAGUCAGGUUCUCAACAUACCGCCCCGACCAGCUGACGCCUAUGGAUAUCAAUUAGGCAUCGGUUUGGGCGUUGGUUUUUGCAUCCUUUGCGUGUUGACAGCCAUUUUUAUUUGUAUCUGGAGGAAACGGAAAAUGGCCAGAAAUCGUUCACCGAGCCGAAGUCAACGACCGGGAGCAACGCGCGGCGCCGCUCCGGAAGAAUCAGAAAUGAGGGUGGUGGGCGGGGCCAGCGCAGUAAGUGGAGCCAACGCAGCGGGUGCGCACGCGCGUCACAACGGGCUUGAGCCGCUGCUCAACGGGCACGUCCACAUUAUCGAUAAUCCGGCGUCGAAGACACCGAACGGCAAGAUAAAGAAAGGCCGGCGCUAUGACCCGUCGGACGCUUUCGAUCUGUCGCGCCAGGAGCCCGACACGACUAUGGAGACGACGCUGGAGUCCACCCGCUACAGCCUCCUCGACACCUCCCGUCCGCCAGACCUCGACUUCUCCAGAACCUCACGCGACUUGAGCGCGAACAACUCCUUCAACAAGCUCCCCGACGAUAAUAUGAACUCUGAGCUGACCCGCAGCACAGAGUUCCAGCUAGACAACAGCAAAAUCCAACCUACCCUCCAGCCGAACGGUUGA